Clunio marinus is the source of this 2445-nucleotide messenger RNA. Lineage: Eukaryota; Metazoa; Arthropoda; Insecta; Diptera; Chironomidae. The record is from the annotation of a GenBank genome assembly.
UUAAUUUCAUACCCUUGGCUGUACCACAUUUUUCUAUUUGAGGAUUUUUCCAUUCAUUUUGCUUCACUGCAAGUGAAAGUUAUCCUUUGUUAUUCUAGACUGUUUGAUAAACAAGUUCAGAAUUUCAAUCAGUUUACAUUCGUAAUGGAAGGCGAGCAAGAGUUUCCUUCUACCUUUUCUAAACUCAAUGUUAAUGCAGUUGAAUUUGUUCCAAGCUUUGCUGCUACAACUGCAAAAGAACCUGAAGAAACAACCGACGAGAUCUCAAAGCCGAUUGUAGAGACACCGGAAAAUAAUGGAAAUGCAACUGAAAACGAACCAUUAGAUACCUGGGAUGAGGAGGAACCAAUUCUAACUCCUGAUGCCGAUGAUGAAGAUAUGGAAGUCGAUGACGGUGAAGCGAUUGAAGGUGAUCCAUUGCCAAAAGCGUCAUCAAAACGGAAACCGCCAAAAGCUGAAGAAAACAGAAGCAAGAAAGAGCACGUUAAUGUUGUUUUUAUCGGUCAUGUUGAUGCUGGAAAAUCAACUAUCGGUGGACAAAUAAUGUCACUUACAGGAAUGGUUGAUAAAAGAACAUUAGAAAAAUAUGAACGAGAAGCUAGAGAAAAAUCUCGAGAAAGUUGGUAUUUGUCAUGGGCGCUCGACACAAAUCAAGAAGAACGUGACAAAGGCAAAACAGUUGAAGUUGGACGAGCUUUUUUUGAGACUGAGAGAAAACAUUUCACCAUUCUCGAUGCACCAGGACAUAAAAGCUUUGUGCCUAAUAUGAUUGGUGGUGCAGCUCAAGCUGAUUUAGCAGUUUUAGUCAUUUCGGCUAGAAAAGGAGAAUUCGAAACUGGCUUCGAUCGAGGUGGACAAACUCGUGAACAUGCAAUGCUGGCAAAAACAGCUGGCGUCAAACAUUUGGUAGUUUUAGUUAAUAAAAUGGAUGAUCCGACAGUUAAUUGGGAUGUCGAUCGCUACAACGAAUGUAAAGAUAAAAUUCUACCAUAUCUUAAAAAGCUUGGAUUCAAAGCGAAAGAUUUGACUUUCAUGCCUGUCUCAGGAAUAACUGGACAAGGCAUCAAAGAUUCUAUCGAUAGUGCAACAUGUCCAUGGUACGACGGACCGGCCUUUAUUCCUUUCAUCGAUGACCUGCCAUCGCUUAAUCGCAAAACUGACGGUCCAUUCAUCAUGCCAAUUGUCGACAAAUACAAGGAUAUGGGAACGGUGGUGAUGGGAAAAGUUGAAUCUGGAACAGCGAAGAAGGGACAAUGUCUAUUGGUUAUGCCAAACAGAACACAAGUUUCAGUCGAUCAGCUUUGGUCAGAUGAAGAAGAAGUAACGUCUGUGGGGCCUGGAGAAAAUGUCAAAAUUAAACUCAAAGGCAUCGAAGAAGAAGACGUUUCACCUGGCUUUGUUUUAUGCGAUGCUUCCAAUCCUAUUAAAACUGGCAAAAUUUUCGAUGCCCAAGUAGUUAUUCUAGAGCAUAAAUCAAUUAUUUGUGCGGGUUAUUCAGCCGUCAUGCACAUCCAUUGUGCCGCCGAAGAAAUCACAGUUAAGGCUCUUAUUUGUUUAGUGGAUAAAAAAUCGGGUGAAAAGUCGAGAACGCGGCCGCGUUUUGUCAAGCAAGAUCAAGUGGCAAUAAUGCGAAUUGAGUGCUCAGGAAUGAUUUGUCUCGAACAGUUUAAACUUUUCCCACAAAUGGGCCGAUUCACAUUGCGCGAUGAAAAUAAAACUAUUGCCAUCGGAAAAGUGCUGAAAGUCAUUGAAUAAAUUUCGCGCUACAAUGGCAACAACAUGUUAUAAUGAUAAUAUAUCGAUAACAUUUUUUAUACAUUUGCAACGGAAAAAAAUCACAAAAAAAUAUCUUAUACACAAUGGCAUAAAAAUGUUAAUGAAUGAAUGAAUUGCUAAAUACAACAAGUGGAAGAAUGCAAGAAAAAAAGGAAUAUAAGCCGCAACUCUAUAAAAGCAAAUUUUUUAAAAGAUGACAUUGUUAUUUGCUGCGUCGUUCGUUAUUUUCUUCUCUUAUUUUUUUUUUAAACUUUACAUGCUUCAAUUCGAUUCUGUUAGUUCAAUGGAGAAUUGUUUUGAUUUUCAAGUCAGAGUUUUCUGAAUGUGAAGAAAAAUUAAUAAAGAACUCAUGUUCAAAAAAUAGUUUGAACGCUAAAUAUUUGUGACGCUAAAUAUCAAACUUUGACCAUAUUGAUUUCACUCAUCAAAUUUUUUUUAUAAAACUUUCGCGUACAUUUGCUUAUAAAAUACUUAGCAUAGAGUAAAAAAAUCUUAGGUGAAGUGGAUCUUGAGUAAAGGAUUUCUAUAAGCUUUUACUUUUUAUUACAAUUUUAAGACCUACAUCUAUAUUUUCUUUUGUAUGUUUUUUUUUAUAUAAAAAGCCUGUUGUUUUAUGAAGGAAACCAUGUUCACUCGAUAAUAAAUACAAAUAUUUCUCUGAAAUCAUGA